AUGGAGACGUCGUUCGACCACACGCCCGCGCAGCUCGACGAGCUCCCGGGCAUGCAGUACAUGUUCCUCUUUCAGCACGAGCGCGACUGGGUGGUGUCGUGGGAGCCAGACUUUUGCAAGCAGUCGCUGCCUAUGGUCGUCGCUCUUUGCGUCGUCUACUGCGUCCUGUGCUUUGCCGGUCGCCGCAUGAUGCGGGACGUCAAGCCGUUUGACCUGAAAGUCGCUCUCGCACUGUGGAACUUGGCCCUCGCUCUCUUUAGUGCCGUGGGCGCUCUUCGGACCGUGCCUUCUCUCCUCAACACGAUCUACUAUCGUGGCGUGUACCACUCGGUGUGCGUGCCGCCGACCCCGCGCUACGGCCGCGGGCCCGUGGGGUUCUGGGUGGUGCUCUUUAUCUUCUCCAAGAUCCCUGAGCUCGGGGACACGGUCUUUAUCGUGCUGCGCAAGAAGCCGCUCAUUUUCCUGCAUUGGUACCACCACGUCACGGUGCUGCUCUUUUGCUGGCAUGCGUUUGGCACGCUUUCGGCGAGCGGGAUCUACUUUGUGGCGAUGAACUUCCCGGUGCACGCCAUCAUGUACUUUUACUACUUCCUCACGGCCUGCGGCUACCGACCGCGCUGGGCGCGUCUUGUGACGAUCGCGCAGCUGAGUCAAAUGGUCGUGGGCGUUGCAGUCUGUGGCCUCAACGUGUACUACAUGAAGCAGGGCAUCGCGUGCGGCGUGGAUCCGGACAAUCUCAAAUGGGGCAUCAUCAUGUACUCGAGCUACUUUGCCCUGUUCCUCAAGCUCUUCAUCGAGCGCUAUCUACUGCGCAGUGCCAAGCAAACGUCGCCCAGAAAAGUCGCCGAGAAGACGCAGUGA
Molecule: messenger RNA, 861 nt
Organism: Hyaloperonospora brassicae
Lineage: Eukaryota; Oomycota; Peronosporomycetes; Peronosporales; Peronosporaceae
Source: the annotation of a GenBank genome assembly